Molecule: messenger RNA, 16351 nt
Organism: Podarcis lilfordi (Lilford's wall lizard)
Lineage: Eukaryota; Metazoa; Chordata; Lepidosauria; Squamata; Lacertidae
Source: the annotation of a GenBank genome assembly
ACAGCGUCUUUCUUCCUCCCUCUUGGAAAAAGGGCGACCAUAGAGGUAGGAAAAGUAAAAAGAGUCCCGCUGCGGCACGACUUCCGGCACACCGCAGAGAGUCUUCCCCUUGUUUCGUAGCUCUGUGGUGACUGCGGCCUGCGUAUAUUUUCAGAGCGGAAGCCCGGCUCGGUCGGUCGCCGAGCGCAGACCAUAGAGACGGCCGCAAGACGGCGGAAGUGACCUCACAUCCGGCCUGCGGAGAGAUAGGUUGGCGAGGGAAGGGGGGGGCGGUUGUUGUGUUUCCAAAGGGAAGGGGGCGGCGAAGGAGAAGCGAGGCAGCCGAGUAGAGAGCGGCGAGGAGCGGCUGACCCACUUCUUCGAAAGGUGCGGCUGCAGCGGAAGUGGGGCCAGGGCCUAGCGCCCUGAGGCGGCGCCGUGGACGUCGGUCUCCCUUUGCCGCCCACACCCCGCGUGAGGGAAACCUUUGGGGGGGGCAGGACGACGACGAAUCCCUCUGAGGCGAUAGAAGGAGAAGCGAGGGGGGUUGGUCGGAGAGCGGCCUAAUGGCGCCCGUUGGGGGGUUGGAGGGUGUGUGGUUUCCCCCCCCCUUCAUCCGGGUACCCGGGGCAGCGUACCUGUCUGUUAGGGGCGUGGUGCAUGAUGGGAUACGUGCCACGGCUUUCCGCGUCUGCUGUACUUCGAAUGCUUCCCCCCCUCUAGCUCUCGGGGGGCGGGGCCUGCGCGAACAAAGAGGGUAGGGGCGGGGCCUAAGCGAUGAGGGGCGGGGCUUAGCAAAGGCCUAGUUAGAGACCUGCUCCUCCAGCCUGCUGUUCCUUGUGGGUCGGGGUUGCUCUUUGCUUUGGCCAAACAUCUUGGCCAAGGAAAGGGAGGACUGAAGUGGGGUUUUUUGGGGGGGGGGGGCUUUUCGUUCAUAUAGGGACCCUAGGGGUCAUCUAGUCCAACCCUCUGCAAUGCAGGCAUCUUUUGCCCAACAUUGGGCUCGAACCAACAACCCUGAGAUUAAGCGUGUCAUGCUCUGUCUUGUUGUUUUCCUACGCAGAAAGGAAAGCAGCAGUGGUGGUCGGGAACACAAUAUAGAGGGCUGUUGUAUAUAUUUGUUUGUUUACCAUGUUUUAAGGGACACGGUUGGCGCUGUGGGUUAAACCACAGAGCCUAGGGCUUACGAUCAGAAGGUCGGUGGUUCGAAUCCCCACGACGGGGUGAGCUCCCGUUGCUCGGUCCCUGCUCCUGCCAACCUAGCAGUUCGAAAGCACGUCAAAGUGCAAGUAGAUAAAUAGGUACCGCUCCGGCGGCAAGGUAAACGGCAUUUCCGUGCGCUGCUCUGGUUCACCAGAAGCGGCUUAGUCAUGCUGGCCACAUGACCCGGAAGCUGUACACCGGCUCCCUCAGCCAAUAAAGGGAGAUAAGCGCCGCAACCCCAGAGUUAGCCAUGACUGGACUUAAUGGUCAGGGAUCCCUUUACCUUUACCAUGUUUACAUCCCUCCUUUCCAUCCAAGGAUCUCAGGUUCUCACCAUCCCCACUUUUAUCAACAAGCCUGUGCGGUAGCUCUGGCUUUCACAGGGAUUUUGAACUCCUGGGCCCUAGCCCAGCGUUUCUCAAACAUCUUGGGUCCCCAGAUGUUGUUGGACGACAACUCCCAUUGUCCCCUAGCUAGCAGGGAGUUGUCGUCCAACAACAAUUGAGAACCCUGGUUUGAGAAACACUGCAUUGGCUCCAUCAAAGUGUCUGUAUUAUUUGAAUAGAUGUAUUGACACAAAUAGGGAUACGGGUGGUGCUGUGGGUUAAACCACAGAGCCUAGGGCUUGCCGAUCAGAAGGUCGGUGGUUUGAAUCCCUGCGACGGGGUGAGCUCCCGUUGCUCGGUCCCAGCUCCUGCCAACCUAGCAGUUCAAAAGCACAAAGUACAAGUAGAUAAAUAGGUACCGCUCCGGCGGAGAGGUAAACGGUGUUUCCGUGCGCUGCUCUGGUUUGCCAGAAGCGGCUUAGUCAUGCUGGCCACAUUAUCUGGAAAAUGUACGCUGGCUCCCUCGGCCAAUAAAGCGAGAUGAGCUCCGCAACCCCAGAGUCGUUCGCGACUGGACCUAAUGGUCAGGGGUCCCUUUACCUUUACCUAUUGAAACAAAUGGGGCUCACAUAAGUGAAGCUGAUAAUUAGAUUCACGAGUGGUGGAAGGCAGCACUGCUGUCACACAGCACACACAUUUAACUUUUCAUAUGCAGGUUAUAUUGUGGGCAUAUGCAGCUGCCACCGUGUUGAAGGUGAGCAGGCCAGGGUCUAGUUAGUGCAUUUAUACCCCUUGGGUUCCAUACUGGAAGAAAGAUGGGAUAUACAUCUGCUAAGCAAAUAAAAAUGACAUUUGAUGCAGCAAGUUAUGGUGAUGAGCACAGGGUUCGGGGGAUGUGUAUUUAGUAAACUUACAUCCUGUCUUUCCUCUAAAGGCCUCAGGAUGGUGUACAUGGCUUUCCUAUUCAUUUUCCUCCUCUCAACAACACUGAGGGUAGGAGAGGUUGUGAUUGACCAAAUGCCACCCAGUGGGUUUCAUGGCCAAGUGGAGAUAUGAACCUGCAUCUUCCCACUCCUAGUCAGAUACUUUAAACACCUAUUCUCCUCCAUGAAUUUGUCUGCCUGCAGAUUUUUGCCAUGAUAAUUAAAAGGAGCCUCAGCCUGCAUACUGCAUGCAUCUGCAUCCUGGUUGCAUGGUGACAAACAGUAGAGGAGGGCUGCUGUUUUGAUGCCUUUCUUGCUGGGAUUCCUAGAAAUAUACUGCUGGCCACUGUUCCUCUGCCUCAUUUUCUCUCUGAAUUCUCUAAUCAGAUACUGAAGUAAGAUGGUAUGGGAUGGCAUAGUGUGCUUUGGUUAUUCUGCUAGGCACCAUCUCUAAAGUCUUCGUGUUUGAAGCAAAAUUAGUAAAUCAGAUGAGUUUCGCUCAGUAACAUUUAUUCUUUGUUAACUAAGAGAAAAACAAGAAUCCAGAAAGGUACAGUUAAGCAGGCAGGUAUAGGCAUCAUAUUUCUUACCUACAUAUUACCUUUAGAGAGGACAGUGGGAGGAAAGACAGGUCACAACAAUCCUUUAAUUAGUUUUUCUGAUGUUGCAGACUGUCACUGUUCCUAAUGCCCUUUUAAACAGAUUGCUAUAUCCUGGCUUUUUCAGAAAUGGGGUUUUUUUUUGGUGUGUGGGGUUUGUUUGUUUUUGGUAGAAAUAGUUUGUGUACCAUUCAGGCUUGCAAAACAGUACAUUGAUACUUGGGCCGAAGAUUCAAAAUUCAGUGGCCAUUUAUUUUUCCCUCAUUCUGUACAGAAUAUUUCACUGUUUGAAGAGGCAAAUUAGUUUAUAUAUAUAUAUAUAAAAUCUUACUCUAAUUUGAAUUUUUAUCUAGAGCCAUAUUUCCAAACUAUUUGCUUCCAAGAAACACUUUUUCCACAUUGCCUCAUCAGAUGAGGAACUCCCACAAAACUGCCAUGGAACCCCAAAGAAUUGUGGAGGAUUGUUGGUAUGAACUUCGAAACUUAAUGUACACAGGGACAGCCUCCUGCCCUAUGUUAAAUCAGGAUGCUGUUCUAUAAUACAUCCCAUAUUCCUCUGCAUUGUGCUUUGUAGAAGAUUCGGAAAUGGUAGACAAGCUUGCUUUUCAGUGAAGCUUGUUGACAAUUACUGAUCAGAAACCUCUGGUAAGUUUCUGAGGAGCCUCAAGAUUCGUCUAAGCACAGUUUGGAAGCCAGUGAUCUAGAAUUUCCAUAUACGAUGAAGACACUCUCCAGUAUGGGGAAGAGAGAGGUUGGGCAGGUGUGAGAAAAGCUAUACCUACUAAAAGUUGUGUCUUCUGCACAUUUAAAUAAGGCAUUUGAUGCAGUUUCUCUACUUAAGUCAACCAUACCUGGCCAUCAGCAGUGCCUGAGAGCCACAUGGAAGCUGAUCUGAACUCUUCUGCAGAAGACAUGGAUAAAAUUAUAAUAAACAUUAAAGAUACACUGACCUUGCCUACCCUUGCAGCUAUCUUAUCCAUGAAUCAAAUUAUAUAUCAUUGGUUUCAGUACAUAAUAUCACAGGGUAGAUGGAGAACCGGUUCUUUUAGAGCUAAGUUAUAUAACUGUUUGGUAUUUGCCCACAUACAUCAUCUCUCUCAGGUGAGGUUUGUGACGUCACAAUCUCAUUUGACAUCAGGAUCCUAUGAAUUGCAGGAUUUAGUAGGAAGAGACAUAGAGCUGCCAGAGGGAAGUCUGUACUUAAACACAGCUCCCCUUGAUUGUUGCAAAUGGAGAGAGGAACAUGAUGACAUUUCUAAGGUGACUUGCAGUCUAGUUUCUCAAGCUAAAUAAUAGAAAUGGUGUACAUUUUGAAAUCAAAAGUGGACACAGAACAAUAAUUAUUUUUUGUUUGAAUGUAAUAAUCAGAGAUGUUUUAAGCAGAGCCUGGAAUAUCUUGCAAGAUACAUUUUAAAAACUAACCUUUUAAGUGUUCUGGCCCUAUCUUCGAAUCUGUAGCAGUAGCAGAAGGUUGCAUCAAUAUAACGUGUUCUUGUUUACAUAGUCAGCAGAUAUGGUACUUAUAGUAAAGAAGACUUUUAAAUUGCAAGUGACAAUAAUUAAAUCAGCUUUGCUAUUAAUAAGUAGUCUCUGAAAUGUUUGGUCAGCUGUGAAAUAAACCCUCCAAAUACCAUGGGGCUUUAUUAUGGUGUAUAGUCCGACAAUAAAUGCUUAACUAAGUAUUGCAGAGCUAACCUUGAAACCUGACCAUGCUUCUCAAAAGAGAAAGAAAAAUAACUGGUAUUUCUCUCAGUGUUGGUACUUAAGUAACUUUGACUCCAUGCCCAUCCUCUAGCAUGAGGAUCCCUUGUACAGAGUUCUGCUCAGAAGAUGAGCCUGCUGGUGGGAGAUGAGUGGAGGGAGCACUUCUGCCAGCUCUCCCUUUAAUAUGUAGCCCCUUGUAGUCUCUAAAAAUCUGCUCUGGAUGGUUGGGACUCUGGAAGUUAGGAUUGUCAGACGGGAAGUCAGCAUCAAAAAGCCUUCAGUGUACAGAAAGAGCUGUUCCGUUAUCAGGUGGCUAAACCUCUGUUAAAUCAGGGAUGGAGAACUUGUACCCGUCAGAGAUGGUUAGAUUCCCUAUAUUAAAUAGUGGUUUAUUUUUAAAUGCAGAAUUCAUUGCUUCAACAAGUGGACUUUCCUUACUAGAUUGGCAGAACAAUAUACAAUGGGUGUUUCCAAUAAGAACUUAGUCCUCCCUGUGUUCUGAGUGGUGGUUGAAAAACAUUUCUGUCGCUUUCAGUGUGUUAAGGCUGGAAAUAAUACAAAAGAGGGAUAGACAGAGAAAAAAAAUAUAUAAGAAUCAAAACUUUCCCAGGCCUGCUUACCAGCGUUCUAGACUCCCAUUGUUCUAGGUGCGUUUUGCGACAGGGAAUUUCAUAAGUGCAAGCAGUUUCUGAGCUCUGGGCACAGUACCCACCUAAGACAGGGGCUGGCAACCUAAGGCCCAUAGGCCACAAGCGGCCAAUGGGGGUCGUUUAACUGGCCCAUGGACCCCUCCCCCCCACUCAGUCUGCUCCCGUGCGCCACACUAAACCGGCGCGGAGCAAGCAGGGACCGACUUCCGUGAUGGUGGCCGGUUUCCCAUUGGCUACAGGAAGCUCCUGCAGCCAAUGGGGAGCUGCGCACGCCUGUUCCGCGCCGGAAGGAGCGCCGGAAAUAGCGCUUGUGCUUGAACACACACACACUGGCCCACCGCGGCGUCUGCGGGACCGUGAAACAGCCCAAGCCACAAACAUUUUGCCGACCCCUGGCCUACGAUUUCAGAUUAAAAUUGCCACUGUUACUCGGAAGUAAAUGUCAACCGGUCUUGAAAGACCUACACUGGCUCCCAGUACGUUUCCGAGCACAAUUCAAAGAGUUGGUGCUGACCUUUAAAGCCCUAAACGGCCUCGGUCCUGUAUACCUGAAGGAGCGUCUCCACCUCCAUCGUUCUGCCCGGACACUGAGAUCCAGCGCCAAGGGCUUUCUUGCAGUUCCCUCCCUGCGAGAAGCCAAGUUACAGAGAACCAGGCAGAGGGCCUUCUCGGUAGUGGCGCCCGCCCUGUUGAACGCCCUCCCACCAGAUGUCAAAGAGAAAAACAGCUACCAAACUUUUAGAAGACAUCUGAAGGCAGCCUUGUUUAGGGAAGCUUUUAAUGUUUAAUAGGUUAUUGUAGUUUAGUGUUUUGUUGGAAGCCACCCAGAAUGGCUGGGGAAACCCAGCCAGAUGGGUGGGGUAUAAAUAAUAAUAAUAAAUAAUAAUAAUAAUAAUAAUAAUAAUAAUAAUAAUAAUAAUUAUCAUCAUCAUUAUUAUCAACCAAGUUAAAUGGGGCUUCCUCCCAAGUAGAAUGUGCAUGGAUAGGGGACCUGAAAACUUUAUUUUUUCUUUUUAAACCCGACAUGUUUUGCUUAGGCUUUAGUUGCCUUGUUUAAUGUACUUUUAAUGUACGAUGUGCUUUACAUUUGUAAUAUACUAGCCAGUUAGUUACGGUGGUUUAAGUGGUGUAGGUUAAAGUGUUAUCUACCUCGGACUCUCACAGUGAUGCUUAAAACCAAAACAAAUUUUGGAGUGGGAUCAUUGAAGGACUGGACGCUCAAGGUGGGUGUCUCUGCCAUCAGUUGUAUAGGCCUUUAAUAUGUGUUAACUGUGGUGCCAAAAAGAUAUAUUUAUGUGAAGGAAAGUGGGUGUAGGGUUUUUCUGCAGAGUGGAAGGAAAGGAGGACCUUUUUCUGCCUCCCCACUUCCAGCCACUCUGAAGACUGUAGAAGGGACCCUCUUAAGAAUAUUAGGGUGGCGGGCAGGGGAAGCACGGCUUUGUUUUUUGCAGUCUUCAAAUGAGGACUAGACCAUGUGAAAAAUGAUCACAAGGUUUUAGCUGCAGUUCAUUCAUUUUCAGCUUCAGCUUCUUGUUAUAAAAAGUGUGCCUGGACAUUCCAUUGUUGCACACAUAACCUAGGUUUAAGGUGCCAUUUAGCUCCUAGCUUUCAUAUCUCUGUUUCUAAUACUGCUGCUUACUAGCCAUUGAAGCCACCCCAAACAGGAAAGCCUUGCAAUGCUUUUAGAAGGUGUUCAGAGUCAGAAUUUGAUAGACUGCUAGGGUGAAGGACAUUCAGCAACUAUGAUAACCACACUGAAUAUCCCUCUUGCCUGCCUCUUAUUGAUCAAUCUAGUUACAUGAUGGUCCAGCCAAGAAGGCACACUUUGGUGUUAAAGAAGGAGUAAAGGAAUGAAGAUACUUCUGAGAUUUGUUAGGUCCACAGGUUGAGGGCUUUUGUGGUUCAAAGCCCAGGCAUCUUGCUUUGGGUGCAGAAAGUAGUGACAUUCCAGGGCACACAUUAGUGGACUGUUGGUGUGUGGUAGACUUAUGUUUAACUAUGUUAAAAAAUAUUAAAAUAUAUUUUAUAUCUUAACUUGGUAACAUAACAAGAAACAGUACCCCCCUCCCAAACUGAACAGCUUUCAAAGUUGCAUCGGUCGUAGUCAGAAGGACAAAGGGCAAUUAGGUUGCCUGCCAAGUUUUUGCAGGUAGAACCAUUCUUUAGCAAAAGAGAAUGGUGCUCCUACCAGUACUAGAUAAGAUUUAUCUCCAUCUCAACUGGAACUAAUACAUAGUGAAAGUGGUUUUACAGUGGUACCUCGGGUUACAUCCGCUUCAGGUUACACACUCCGCUAACCCAGAAAUAGUUCUUCAUGUUAAGAACUUUGCUUCAGGAUGAGAACAGAAACUGUGCUCCAGCAGCGCAGCAGCAGCAGGAGGCCCCAUUAGCUAAAGUGGUGCUUCAGGUUAAGAACAGUUUCAGGUUAAGAACAGACCUCCGGAACGAAUUAAGUACUUAACCCGAGGUACCACUGUACAGACUUUGGCCAGGUUUGUAUGGCAUGCUGCAUCAAACCAUGACUUCUCACAAGUGCGUCGUCUCUAGGAGAAGAGACUGCAGUAGUUUGCUGCUUCCUGUUCAUGAGAUCAUGGUUUAGCACUCUUGGACAAACCGCAGCUCAUCAACCAUAUGACAAACCUUGGUUAGAGCUCACGGUUAGUCAGGAAGGAGCUAAAGCAUUAGCCUCGGUUUGGGCGACAUGCUAAGCCAAAGCAUGACUUAGUGCAACAGCAGAAAGACUGGGGAGGAGCAAGCGGACAAGAGUGGCAUACCAUACACACAGUGCUUUAGGCAUACUAAAAUUAGUGUUCUAAAAAUACCCAGUGCCUUAACUUUUCCCUACAAAUUUAAAUGGCAGAAGGGGAUGUGUGCUACUGAUUUUACACAUAUUAACGUAUUUGUACUAUUUUAUUCCCCCCACCCCCCGGUAAUGCUUUGCAUUUGAGCCAACGUAACAUUUAAAGCCACUUUUAAGUACACUUAAGUGAAUCUUUUUGCCAGUCAUAUAUUCAGGGUUUUUUUCUGGCUGUUGGUUUGAGUGUUGUGCAGCGUGUGAAAACUUAACAUGGCACAGCUGUUUAGUUUUGCUUAGUAAAUAAAGGCAAAGCAUUCAACUCGGAACAUCAGAAAAUCUCAGGUUCAAACAUUUCCAGCACCCCACAGACAUUAAUGUAACACUGUUGAGAGAUCAAGUUCUACCAUGUUUUGCACCAAAUUAAAUUUCUGAAUAUACCAUAAUUCUCAAGGGAAACCCCAUAAAGAGCUGUUUCACCUCAGGGUUCCAACAUGUGAAUGAAGACAGCAAGGUACUCAUUAGAUGGAAAGGAUUUGAGACGUCUUUCAGUAUGGGAGCUGAUGACAGAUACAUUAGCUUAACAUUGUAAUCUGCAUCUACUACGAAGCAGAGACUGGCAAGGCUAAACACCACCAGUUAAAGUUGUCUGCAUCUUCUCUCCCCUCUCCCAGUCAGAAAAUAUGCCAGAUAUUGUUGCCUUGCUCCCAUUUUUCAAUUACCAGUCAGCUUCCUUGCAUGCAAAGGGUUCUUAGAUAGCAUCUUGUUCAAACCUGAUUGAAUAUUGCCUAUUGGACACACACACACACACACACAGAGAGAGAGAGAGGGAGAGGGGAGUGUGUAGAGAUGACAAAAUACAACCUUGCCAGACUCUGCAGGGAAGGCUUUGAGGAAGAUGAAGGACCCUUUGCUAUCUGUUAAUCUUCCUGCCAGAAGUGAUCGGAACUGCUCUCCACUAUUUCUCAGUCAGAUUUUCAGGGUCAAACAAGUCAGUGCUGCCUUGCAUAUUGUCUAACUUGGGCCAUAAUUGCAUUAUUUUUCACAGUCCGUGUAAAAUACAGGUUUUAAUCUUUGUGUUUGUUUCCACCCUAAAAUGGCCAAUAGGAAAAUUUUGAUACUUGCAUAGUCACAUCUAGUGUUAGAAACUUGUCCAUAGAUAUUCCAUCUCCACUGCUUGAGGAAAAUGCAGGAACAAGUCUUCCCAAACUAUGUGUCUCUCUUCCAGCAUUGCAGACACUGGAUCAUGUUUCACUGAAAUCAACAAGGGACUUUCAAGUAAGUGCAGUUAUGGAUUUGACUGAACAUCUUUAAGACCAUGGUGUGUUUUUUUCCCCUUUCAGGCUUAAGCUCAAAGGCACAACCAUGAAAGACCCAAGUCGCAGGAGUACUAGUCCAAGCAUUAUCAAUGAAGAUGUGAUCAUGAAUGGUCACUCUCAUGAAGAUGAUAAUCCAUUUGCUGAGUACAUGUGGAUGGAAAACGAAGAGGAGUUCAACAGGCAGGUGGGUUAGCAGAUAAUGUGACCCCUUCCAUAUCUGUAAAGAAGUAGUGUUUUUUUGUUUUGUUUUUUUUUGGUAUCAUAUUUUAUUAGAAAUUUCAGAAGGACUCUUGCCUCUUUUCUGCAGAUACAGCCUUUGCAAAGAAUUGUUGUUCUCUCAAUAUGUAUCUCAUUUGCCUAUAUUUUCCUCCAGUUCUUUCCUUGAUAGUCUUGUCUCUCAUUCUGAAACACAGCUUGGUACUCUGGUUGCUUAAUCUCUGCUCUCUGCUUAAAUUAGAUACUUAAAUAGAGAAGAAUGCUCAGUGCUGUAGCUAUUGGGGGAGGGGGGCUAGCCAGGUUUUUUGCACCGGGUGAAUUUUCCAGAGAAGUGCCAUUGAGGCUCCCAGCGCGCGUGUGUGUGUGUGUGUGUGUGUACAUGUACACAAGUGCACAUGGCGGGGGCAAAUGGAGUCUUUGACCCAGAUGAAAUAAAGCCUUGUUUUGCCCCUGGUUGCUAAAUAAAUACACAAGUUAGCAAGGCCUUCUGAGAUUGAAGAAUUCCUUGCCAUGUGUAAUUUUUAACUUACUAGCCAUUUCUAACCCUCUUAUUCCACUGUCAAAUAGUAUCAGUGAUUAUCUAUGUGGGGUUACCUUUGAAGGUGACCCGGAAACUACAACUAAUCCAGAAUGCGGCAGCUAGACUGAUGACUGGGAGCGGCCGCCGAGACCAUAUUACAGUGGUACCUCGCAAGACGAAUGCCUUGGAAGACGAAAAACUCGCAAGACGAAAGAGUUUUUCGUUUUUUGAGUUGCUUCGCAAGACAAAUUUCCCUAUGUGCUUGCUUCGCAAGACGAAAAACGAAAACGUCUUGCAAGUUUGUUUCCUUUUUCUUAAAACCGUUAAUACCCAGGGUGACUUCAAGGAGCAACUCAUAGCACGCGGUGUGGUAGCCUUUUUUGAGGUUUUUGAAGACUUUGGUGAUUUUGAAGACUUUGGGAAACCGUGCUUCGCAAGACGAAAAAAAUCGCAAGACGAAAAAAAUCGCAGAACGAAUUAAUUUCGUCUUGCGAGGCACCACUGUACACCGGUCUUGAAAGACCUACAUUGUCUCCCAGUACGUUUCCGAGCACAAUUCAAAGUGUUGGUGCUGACCUUUAAAGCCCUAAACGGCCUCGGUCCAGUAUACCUGAAGGAGCGUCUCCACCUCCAUUGUUCCGCCCGGACACUGAGAUCCAGCGCCGAGGGCCUUCUGGCGGUUCCCUCGCUACGAGAAGCCAAGUUACAGGGAACCAGGCAGAGGGCCUUCUCGGUAGUGGCGCCCGCCCUGUGGAACGCCCUCCCAGCAGAUGUCAAAGAGAAAAAUAACUACCAAACUUUUAGAAGACAUCUGAAGGCAGCCCUGUUUAGGGAAGCUUUUAAUGUUUAAUAGGUUAUUGUAUUUUAGUGUGCUGUUGGAAGCCGCCCAGAGUGGCUGGGGAAACCCAGCCAGAUGGGCGGGGUAUAAAUAAUAAAUUAUUAUUAUUAUUAUUAUUAUUAUUAUUAUUAGUAUUAGGUUAAAUGCUGUGCGUUGCUAUAUUACAAGAAUAAGAAGUAAAGUGAAAAGGCAAUUUCAAACAAACUUAUAUUAGUGUUAGAAAAGAAGUGAGGUGUGUUCUGAUGGCCUCUCAGACUCUUCCUCUCCUUAUUUCCCAAGCUCUUAGUAGCUGUCUUUAAAGUUAGCCUGCCUCGUUUUACAUAGGAUGUCAGCUCAUGUGGGAUGGGAACUAAGGGAAAUAAACUAUUGUGCAACUAAAUUAUUGCACAAACUUGCCACAUCAAGGCUACUUACUGGAAAAUAUGACUCUUGCUAGAACCAGCUGAAUUGUAAAACAAAACAAAAAAAACCCCUUUAUUUUCCAAGAUGAAAAUACUGUGAAGUAGUUGGUUGAGCAGUGCUGUAGCAUUUUCUAAAUGUGAUCUCUGUGAAGAAGCCUUAAGAUUGGUGGCUGUGGCAAUGGUAAAGUUUCUCUCCUAUGUCUUAAAUACAGAUCGAAGAGGAGUUGUGGGAAGAAGAAUUUAUAGAACGUUGCUUCCAAGAAAUGCUGGAAGAGGAGGAAGAACAUGAGUGGUUUAUUCCAGCCAGAGAUCUCCCGCAAACGAUGGAUCAAAUUCAGGACCAGCUCAAUGAUCUUGUUAUCAGUGACAGUUCGUCACUGGAAGAUCUGGUGGUAAGUGCCUGGUUUUAAACAUUGAGUUUAUUUGUACCAAGACUGCCUACAAUCCUUGUCAGGUAUUUAUUUCAAAGAGGAGCUAAAAAAGAAGGAAAUCAAGACACUUCAUAACAGAACCUCCUCUUCUGUCUUGUUCUCCUUCUCCCCUCUCCCUCCCGCUUAAUGUCUUUGCAGUGGAAAGAAUGGAGAGAAAUAAGGAAAGCAUGUGUUAAGAGUCUAGGAAAAAUAGUCUGGGGCUAGGUGGUUAAGAGAGGGAAUGUGUGCUUGCAGACCUCCGGAGCAGCUCUCAUUUGGCUUUUGGAUUCUGUGACAAUGUGGCUUGCAUGUCUGGUGGCUGAAGCUGGAGGUGGCCUCCGUGUCUGUCUAGCACCUGCCAUAUGAUCAAGUCCGUUGGUAGCGCGCAAAUUGUAAUAACACAUAUCCCAAAUGCUGGGAGGCUCAGUGCUAUCUUCUGAAUUUAAAAGGGCAAUACUUUGGGAUCGAUGAACGAAGCGUGCCUCCAAUUUUAGUAGACUAAAAGCAUAGAACUAGCCAAUGUAACGUAUUUUCCUUUCCUCGCACUUUCCAAGUCUGUUCCAAAAACACCUUGAGCAUAGAUAAUGACUAAAAUGAGGGAAAUUGGCUGAAUAUUGGAGUAGAUCCAAAGUUAGUUGCAUUUUGGCACCAUUGAUUUCAUUGGGACCAAAGUUCAACUACUUGUGGGCACCUAGAAAUAUCUGCCUGAGCAGUUCCAUUGAAGUCAGUUCCAUUGAAGUUUCCUUCUUGUGUGCACAUGAACCACAAUGCCUAGACUGAAAAAUUGCCUUCCCACAGAGGUAGGUCACCUGCAACAUUUGUGUGAAUUGCUGCCCUGUAUAUUUUUUCCCCUGCCUAUCAAUCUUCUCUGAGAGGCAGGUAAUUUUGACAGCCUCACCGGAGUCCUUACUUAAUAAAGCACAUUUGUGUGAGCUGGCUCACAAUUUGGGAGUUUCCUCCCUUAGUACAUACUCUGCACUCGAAUUCAGCAGAAGUUAUCAAAGCAGUUGUUUUUGGACGGAUAAACUUGCAGAAACAUGUGAAUCUUUGCUAUUUUUUUCAUUGAUAGGAACCUCGUGUUAAAAGUGCAGUGACAAAAAAUGUCAUAGUGAAGCCUCAGGUACAAUAAUAAACAAGAAUGUAGUAUUCAGGAACUCUGGUGUGUUAAAUUAAAACCAGAACUACUUAAAAGUAACCACAAAAUAACAUCUAAAUUGCCACAUUAAUGUUUUUGCUGUUGAUGGUUAAGGAUUCACUGUUAAGUUUAGAAUUGGGAACAGUGGCUAAGACAUCCAGGCUGCAUUGUUUUAAUCCAUUAUCUAAUUAGGUGAGCCUGUGAGUUAGGCUCUUUGACUUCUUUUGUGACACAGCUGUGGAUCCACAGGCAUGGUUUUUUGAUAGAAGCUAAUAGGCUUGUACCAGAUGUAUUGGGGUAUACUCUUAAGAAUGGAAUUUCCUAAAUACUCUUUAUAUAUCAUAGUGGAGGCUAAACAUCCAAGGAUCUGUAUUAAUUUGGUGACAAUUUGUUCAAAACUGUGGAAAAUCAAUAAAAAUAAUUGGUAAACAUCCAAGGAUCCUUCAAGCCCUACAUUCAACAUUCAGAUAAUUGUGUCCUUGAAAAACAGUGGGGUUUCCUCUAUGGUUUUUAACAACAGUUUCUUAAUCUUAAACAUUAAAAAUUUAAUGUUUGUGCCAGGGGCUUUAGCUCAGUAGCAUGCUUUGCAUGCAAAACAUACCACCUCAGUCUUGGUGAGUUUGGGACUUCCUCUGCAUGUGAAGACAGGGUCCGGCAGAUUGAGCGGAUGAGACUAAGAGUGGGUCUAAGAGUGGCGGUUUCUGCACGAGCUGUAGAGGGAAGUGAGGGGCAGAUGGAGCUUGACAACCUGGAAAGGAGCCCAUCCAGGAGAAGGAAAACUCGGAUGCUCAACCUCCAGCUGCCUUGCAGGAUAUUUUCGGCAGAAGAAAGGGCUAAGGAGUAAACGAGACCCAAAUCCAGAGUGGAGUCCCUAAGACAGUUGGAUGGAGCCUUGUAUGUCUCCUUCUUGCAAUUCCUGCUGCUAAGCUGCUUUCCUUUGGCCCACAUUCGUGAGGCUUGUCAUCUGGGCAUCCCAGGACCUCCAUACACACUGCCCAGGUUUGCACCGUGAAGCGGUCACUUUGGCGCUGCUAACACCCUGGUUUGACUUCAGCCCCGGAGGCACACUCCAUUGUCUCUUGAGACACAUGGAUGCCAACAAGACUCUGUAAUCUCCAGCUAAAAGGAUUAGUGCAUGAUGGCAAAGACUCCUGGCGAUGCAGGCACAUCCAAAGUCCGUUUCGGGGGCCUGAUUCAGCCUGCUGUUUGAUUUAAUCCAGCCUCUGUGGCAGUUUAUUUCCUGGGGUAAAAUCUUAAGAAAAACUUAACAACUUUGGUUGCCCCUCAUGCAUGUUCACUUCCUCAAAUAUGGCCCUCUUUGAAAAAAGUUUGGACACUACUGCUGGAGACUCACUGGCCGUCAGAGCAGACAGUACAGUGGUACCUCGGGUUAAGUACUUAAUUCGUUCCGGAGGUCUGUUCUUAACCUGAAACUGUUCUUAACCUGAAUCACCACUUUAGCUAAUGGGGCCUCCUGCUGCUGCCACGCCGCCGGAGCACGAUUUCUGUUCUCAUCCUGAAGCAAAGUUCUUAACCCAAGCUACUAUUUCUGAGUUAGCGGAGUCUGUAACCUGAAGCGUAUGUAACCCAAGGUACCACUGUACUGGGAUAUAUGAGCAACUCGUCUGACCCCCGUAUAAGGCAACUUCUUUGUUUCUAUGAUAAGACUACCUUGUUCUUUAGAACACUUUUCUAUGAUUGCAGCUUGCAGCUCUUGGCUGUUAAAAACUUUUGUUGAACCUUGUGCAAAUGCGUCAUAGACACAUUUUGCCCUAUAAACUCAAUCUAUAAUGUCUCUUUUUUCCCCCCUCCAGGUCAAGAGUAAUCUGAAUCCAAAUGCAAAGGAGUUUGUUCCUGGGGUGAAGUACUAAAUAUAUGAGUAGACUGGGCCCUCUUUUGGUGGAUGUAGCACAAUUUCCACACUGUGAAGCCAGUAUUAGAAGAUUUAAUUGUUAAAACGCUCUCUCUUCUUGUCACUGUGUUACACUUACGCAUUGCCAAAGUUUUGUUAGUCUUGCAUGCUUAAUAAAAGUGCUGAGACUGUUAUUAAGUCAACUGCUGUCAGAGGUUAAUGGAAUGGAGAAAAAAAUAAUGAAAUAACACUUACAAUUGGACCCAGGCUCUUUUUGUGAAUGAGACAGUGAGGUUGGAAGCACCAGUCAAGUUGAGAAAUGUACCAAGUUUCUGAGAAACUCUUGGAAUUCUACUUUUUAGAAGGAUUCGUGACAAAGAGUGGUCUGUUUUAGCAAAAGCAAGAGUUGGUGUCGAUAUGCACCUGAUAAUGCCUUAACAUGAAAAUGAAAGCAAGGUUUAUCUGAUUAUGCAGAUUAGCUGGAUUAUUUCAGAACUGCUACUAACUCUUCCCAUGAUGAAGCAAAAUUUCACAUCCUGCUCUUCUUUUUUGAGAAGAGCGUGGAUAAUGUAUUAUACACGAACUGCUUUUACAGACCUGUACAAAGUCCUUUAUCUUGGCUACCAGAUCUGGUGGAGGAGAAACAAAAAUGACUGGCAGAUGAGAUUGUAUUACAGCAAGUUAUCAUGUUGGAAUGUUUGUCCCACUAAUACAUUGAUAUUUAAAGUGAUGCGAGGUUGUGCGUCACAAUUUCUUCCAGAAGUCCAGAAACACGGCACUGCCUGUAUAAAAUUUUACAACCUCAAAAGAGUUGGUUUUACCUGUAAAACUUUAUAGCAUUAGUGAUUUGAGUGGUGCUUUUCCCUUGCUUUGUUUAAUCAUCCACUACACAGUAGUCUGCAGCACAUUUUUUUUUUUUUAAAUACAACUAGAACAGUUUUGGCUUCUUAAACUUCAUAUUUGGGUAGCUUAAGCUGCCAUACGUGUUCAGUGUGAAUAGUGUUUAAGUUGAAAAUAUUGUAAAAAAAUUAUAUUUUUUCAAAAAUAUUUAAAAAAAUAAAUAAUAGUAGAAACGACUUCUUGGGUUUUUUUUUAUUUCCUGAGUGUUCAUCUUAUUCAGAACUUGUGUGCAGGCCUUGAUGGAGAGAGAGGGUAACAGACUUGACAUAAGGAAAAGAUGUAAAGGCUGUGUGCUGUUAUUUGUAAAGUGAAGCAAAUUAGGGGAGACAUGGGUCUGAGUUAAUGUGGCCCUUUUUUAAGAUUACUCCUUGGCAUGUAAUUUCACUAAAUGCUGUCAACUUUAAGCCUGUUGCUGUGGAAUUAGCUUUCUUUACUUCCUAGGUACUGACAGUAACUGUAGUCUUGCACCUGGUUACAUGCAAAUCAAAGCUAUGUUAAGUCUUUGGCACGUACAUUACCAGAUGCAGGAUAACAGUGAUUUUUAACUGUCAGAGAUAAAUUGUAGAGAGUGCUACUUACGCC